AUGCACCGGGCCGACCCGCAGCCGCUCGUCGCUGUAGAUGCGGCUCAUCGUCCGACCGGAUACUGGGAAGGCUUCCGGCGGAAACUAGUCGAUCACCCAGGUAACGGCCCCAUGGAGGGGCCGGAGCUGCGGCUGUUGCCGCCCGAUGCUCGGGACCGCGACUCGCAGCGUUGCCGCCUGGGGCCCCGGGCUCUGGCAACGCUGGCCGUGCGCCUCGGUGCCCCGCUACGGGUGUGCGUGGCCGGUGGCCUGGCCCUCUGCUCCGCCUGGCCCCGGGCUGACCGCGCCGACGGCUUCGUGCAGCUGGACACCAAGUGCGCCAGCCCGGGCUUCCCCGACAGCGCGGCCCGAGGCCUAAGCCUGGGCAUCGGGCAGUUGCAGCCCCUCGGCUGCAGUAGGGCCCGGCGGGUGUGUGUGCGGGCGGUGGUGGCGGCGCGGCCCGACGGCCCGGAGCCUCCGUCCCCGCUCCCCCUCCCGCUGAUCCGCGGCCUGCUGAAGGGCGUCUACCUGAGCGCCGGGCUGGUGGUGCGGGUAGCAGGCCCCGAGGCCUCGGCCUGUCCCGGCGCCUUGCUCCAGCUCGAGGUCGUCUGGCUGGAUCCACCGGCAGCUGGGGCCGCUCUGUUAGCGGCAGGUGCAGAGGUGCAGGUGGCUGAGGUGCUGAGUUUGGAUCAGUACCGGGCCGAGUGCCGAGCCCCGCCCGAGGCACCGGGGCCGGGGCCCGAGCCUGUUCUCACCUCCCUGCGGGAGGCGCUGGCCUGGCCGCUCCUCUACCCCAAGACGUCGGCGCGCCUGGGCCUGGACUGCCCGCGGGGCGUGCUGCUGCUCGGGCCUUCGGGCGUGGGCAAGACCCGGCUGCUGCACUGCCUGGCCCGGGAGCUGGGCGCCACGGUGCUGGAGGCCUCCGCCUCAGCUUUGCUCGGGCCGCGGCCCGGGGACAGCGAACGCCGCCUCCGGCGUCUCUUUGGGCGGGCUGCGGCCGAGCGUCGGCCUUGCCUGCUCUUCAUCGACCAGUUGGACGCCGUGUUUUCCCGCAGGGCGGGUCGGAGCCAGGGCGCCGGGCACCGGCUGUUGGCGCAGCUCCUCGGCCUGCUCGAUGGGCAGGACCGCAGGCAAUUCGUGUUAGUGGCCGCAACGGACAGACCCGAGGCAUUGGACCCCGCACUGAGGAGGCCAGGACGAUUUGAUCGGGAGAUCACAAUCGGAGUCCCUACUAUGUUGCAACGCCAAUCCAUUUUGGAAGCGGUCACUGCCCCGAUGCCUCUGAGCGCUGAUGUUAAUGUGUCCUGGCUGGCGGAAGCAACAAGUGGCUACGUUGGGGCUGACCUGACAGCCCUGUGUCGAGAGACCGCACUGCAGGUCAUCAGGCGCAGUUCCCAGAGCUCGGUGAAGCAGCGGAUUACACUGGCAGACUUCCAGGAGGCGCUGAAGAUCGUGUUCCCUUCAUCUUUGCGGAGCAGCAUUGGCCUGACUGACUUCAGACCCGUGCCCUGGGACCAGGUCGGAGGUUUGGAUGAUAUCAAGUUGAAACUAAGGCAGAGUGUCGAGUGGCCACUGAUGUACCCGGAAGCAUUUGUGAGGAUGGGACUGAGGCCUUGUCGAGGUAUCCUCCUGUAUGGACCACCAGGAUGUGCAAAGACCACGUUGGUGAAGGCCACGGCCUCCAGCUGCCGGUGCUCCUUGCUGUCGGUCAGUGGGGCUGAGCUCUUCUCCCCCUUUGUGGGUGAUUCUGAAAAGGCGUUGUCUGAGGUCUUUCGCCAGGCUCGAGCUGCCGCUCCAUCAAUCCUGUUCCUGGAUGAGAUUGACUCAAUAGUUGGGUCUCGGUCGAGGGACAUUGCAAGUGGCCACAGUGUACAGCAGCGAGUACUGUCUGUCCUUCUCAACGAGAUGGAUGGAAUUGGAUCCCCACUGGCUGAGAGAAGAGGAACUGGCAAGAGCAUGCUGACGUGUGAAGGGGAUCAAUCUGAGGAACAGGCAAGAAAGAUAGAGUUUCAGGAAAUUUGUAACAAAGGCGUCAUUGUGAUUGCUGCUACGAAUCGACCAGAUCUCUUGGACGAUGCUUUACUGCGACCUGGCCGCUUUGAUCAAAUCAUCUAUGUUCCACCCCCAGAUGAAGAGGCAAGACUUUCCAUUCUGAGGAUCUGCACUUCCAAAACGCCACUGGAUGGCGUGUGCCUGAAGGAGCUAGGAGCUGCGACCGCAGGAUUUACUGGAGCAGAUUUACAGAAUUUGUGCAAGGAGGCUGCGUUAUUGUCUCUACAAGAAAAUGGGCUUGAUGCUGCCGCAGUGACACAAAUGCACUUCAUGAACUCUCUUCAGAGUUUUCAACCUUCACUAACUGACCAGCACUUUGACUUUUACUGCAACCUGUUCUCAGCUAGGAACCCAGGAAUGUGACCAUUGAUUCCAGAGUAUGUAACCUUUGACCUUUUGCCAAAUCACUGGUUCAGCCAUGGACAAAUGAAUCACAACUGCUUAAAGAUUUAUUGUGUUUUAUUUUGAAUAAAUGUAGAAGUAUUUUUUAUACUUCAAUCUGUAAGUGUGACUUUAUAAAGUAGAAAAUAGAAUUGUAAAAAAAUAUUAAAUAUCUAAAGAAUGCAGUU
This is a messenger RNA of Leucoraja erinaceus (little skate), 2600 nucleotides long. It is a transcript of the gene afg2b, whose product is annotated as spermatogenesis associated 5-like 1. Lineage: Eukaryota; Metazoa; Chordata; Chondrichthyes; Rajiformes; Rajidae. The coding region runs from base 1 to 2394 and encodes 797 amino acids. Gene Ontology annotation, molecular function: ATP hydrolysis activity; ATP binding. The transcript has 8 exons. The record is from RefSeq and is a predicted model, not a curated record.